This is a messenger RNA of Carassius gibelio (silver crucian carp), 1250 nucleotides long. RefSeq names its product annexin A2-like. Gene Ontology annotation, cellular component: cytoplasm. The record is from RefSeq and is a predicted model, not a curated record. Bases 148 to 1128 code for a protein of 326 amino acids. Gene Ontology annotation, molecular function: calcium ion binding; calcium-dependent phospholipid binding. Lineage: Eukaryota; Metazoa; Chordata; Actinopteri; Cypriniformes; Cyprinidae. The transcript has 13 exons.
CUAUUUAUUUCCCAACAUUGAUUUUAACCUGUGUUUUCAUUUUGCGUUAUUAAGUUUGAGAGACUGAAGAUCAGGAGUCAGUCACUAAAAAAAGCUGAAACUGACAUCUCACAGACACUCAUUCUGAGUCUUCAGUAUAGGGGUGACAUGGAGCCAGAAGCUAACACACAGGAAACUUCUCCACUUACGUCUGCAGCCAUGUGGUGGGGCACCCUGGGGUCUGUUCGUCCUUUCCCAAAUUUACAUCCCGAGAGAGAUGCUACAGUCCUUCACACUGCACUGGAGAAGAAAGAUGUGAGCACCAUUGUGAGAAUACUGACCAAUCGCAGUAAUGCUCAGAGACAAUCUCUUGCCCAGGCCUACAAGAAUUUCUCACAAAAAGAAUUGGAAGCAAGUCUGAAGAAGGUUCUUUCCGGUGAUCUGCAGUCUCUGAUACUUGGACUGAUGAUGAUACCAGAGAAGUUUGAGGCCCAUCGCUUACGCAAAGCCAUGGAGGGGGCUGGUACAGAUGAAGAAACUCUUUUGGAGAUUUUGUGCACAAGGACCCCACAGCAGCUCUCUGACAUCAGGGCUGCAUACAGUCAAGAAUAUAAGCGGGAUUUGGAGAAAGACUUGAUAAGUGAAACCAGUGGAGAUUUUGCAAAGCUCGUUGUGGCAUUGUUGAAGAAAGAGAAUGGGCCAGGGAUUAUUGACCAGGAUAUAGCAUCUUUGUCUGAGGAGCUGAAAAACAAGAAACCUGCAGCUGAUAUUUGGAUCAAAUUACUCACCACAAGAAACCCAGACCAUCUUAGAACUGUGCUGGAAGAACUGGAGUUUGAGAUAGGCCAGACAGUGAAGGAGACUUUAGACGGACAUUUUAAAGGAGUCCUCUCUGGAGACUUCAAAAAGGGCUUAAAGACACUAGUGCAAUGUAUACAAAACCAAUAUCUAUUCUUGGCACAACGGAUCCAAACUAUGAAAGCACCGGUGGUCCAGGGUGUGAUGGUGGCUCACAGUGAGGAGGAUCUACUGAGAGUUAGAGUGGCAUACCUUCAGUCAACAGGGACUUCUCUGUACACGACCUUACAGAAGCAGUUCAAAGGUGAACUCCAGCAGGGUUUGUUGGCUAUAUGUCGUGCAGAAGAUUAGAAGAAGUGCUGUAUCUGAUGCAAAUAAGCAUUUUUACAUUUACGUGCACACAGUGAAAGCACAUUCCAUUCAUUUUAAUAAAAAAAACUUUGGGUCUGAAUAAAUAAAUAAAUAAAAUGUUA